Messenger RNA from Nerophis lumbriciformis (worm pipefish), 463 nucleotides. Its product is annotated as SRA stem-loop-interacting RNA-binding protein, mitochondrial-like. The record is from RefSeq and is a predicted model, not a curated record. NCBI's taxonomy places the organism in Eukaryota, Metazoa, Chordata, Actinopteri, Syngnathiformes, Syngnathidae. Gene Ontology annotation, molecular function: RNA binding.
UUGGAUUGCCCAAACGCCUAUGAAACCCACAAGGAGGAAGUUACGUUAGAGGUCAACAAAGUAAAGCAUGGCGGCGUCAUCCAAGAAAAUGUACCAGGUGUUCGUAGCAAAAAUACCAUGGACAGUUGCUACCAGGGAGAUGAAGGAAUACUUUGGGCAAUUUGGACCUGUCAAGAACUGUACAAUGCCUUUUGACAGAGAAACAGGUUUUCACAAAGGCUUCUGCUGGGUGGGAUUCAGCUCAGAGGAAGGUAUGAACAACGCGCUGCAGAAAGAGCCACACAUUAUUGAAGGGUCAAAGCUUCAAGUUCAGAAGAACCAACGACCGUUUACACAAAAAUCCAACAUGACUAAAAAGGAGUUUGAGUCCGAGUGACCACCUGGAAAAGUCUGUCUGUCUUGUGUUGUGCAGCAAAAAACAUUGUCACCACGGUUCAAAUAAAAAUAAAUGCAAUAAAAACCA